Molecule: messenger RNA, 1357 nt
Organism: Pantherophis guttatus
Lineage: Eukaryota; Metazoa; Chordata; Lepidosauria; Squamata; Colubridae
Gene: ACTMAP
Product: actin maturation protease
Source: RefSeq, a predicted model, not a curated record
CUUCCGGGAUGUAGCCCGCCCAUCGUCCCAGCUGCAAUGUUCGAUUGGUUGAUUAAUCAAGUCGGGCCAAGUCGACGCGUCACACGCUGGAAAAUCCUCACUGACGCAAAUAGAUGACGCAAUCCGACUACCGCCUAACCAACCAAUGGCGAUUCGGCCGAAGGUUCAGCCGGCAUCUGACGUGGCUGCUGUUCCUCCGUCCCGUCCCGUCCCUCAUCCAGGAGGGCCCGCAGUGUGGUUUGGUGGCCCUUUGGAUGGCCGGUGCUCAUCUCUGCCUGUCUUCUGAGGUUCCCCUGGAGAGAAUUAGGCAGGUGGCUUUGGCGAGGGGCUACACGGCGCAAGGAGAAAUGUUCUCAGCUGCUGACAUGGCCAAGCUGGCCGAGGAGGUCUUCCCCUGUAAAACAGAGCUGCUCUCUGGAGGCCUGCAAGGACGGAACCACGACAGGAUUCUUCAACAUCUUGGUGCUGGCUUCCCUGUGCUGAUACCCUAUGACGAGGACUACAACCAUGAGCCCUGCCUCAGGAAUGGCUACAAGGCUCACUGGGCUGUUGCCUCUGGAGCUCUGCUUGGUCUGAAGAGUGACUUCCAUCCACCUGCCUGCGAGGAAGACGAGGACAUCCCAGGGCUCUUCCAUGCCAGCCACACUGCUUCAGCCGUCCCUUUGGAGGCCAUCGCCGAGACCUACUUGCUGUCAAAGCAGGGCAAGAGUUGCCGUUACCAGCUGUGGAGCUAUGCUCAGAUACAGGAGAGCAACGCCCAGCUGACGGGCUUCAGUCCCCGGCGGGCAGCCGAUGGAAAGGUGUACAUUGUGCCUGCAGGGGGGGUGCAAGAGGGACUGUGUGGACAAGCGGUGUUGCUGCGGCCAAAGGCAUGAGGGCACUCUGGUGGCACCAAGUUGCGCUGGAAGGGGGCCGCACCUAGCUUUGCAGAAGCACCACUGGGCUGUUAAAGGGUCUUAGACAAAUGCAUGGGAACUGCUUACAUUUAGCAGUGCCUUUAGAUAGGGACAUUAGGAGGCAAGAAAGAGAGAUGUCCGUCCCCCUCAUGCAGAGCUCCAGGACACCUGGACAAGGUUGGGGAGAGACAAGCUUAUACUUGAAGCUCAUUUAUGCCAACCAACCUGGCAUUGUGUUUCAGUAGAAGGAAGAAUGGAGGAAAGGUAGCUUAAAUUUCCUCUCUGCAAAGUGCUUUUUGCCUUUAGAAAUUAGAACAGCUUACUGUUUAUCUGAUUAUAAAUGAGAUCAAUUUUGAAACUGUAAGCAGGAGGGAAUAGAAAUGCUGGUGUGAAAGUCAAGUGACCGCCUGCCUUUUCGCCCUGUGCUGCUGGUGUUAAUAAAGGAGUGUGACUCUCCGUGA